GAAGACAAGAGCAAAAGGUUCUGACCGGCCAAUAAGUAGUUAAAUUAAUCAUCCUGUUUAGUUAAAGGGACCGCUCAAUAUUCUAUUAAAUGUUACACAACUAUGUAGUGAUCACAUCCAUCUUUGUUUUUCUGUAAACAAGAUAUUAUAAAGGCCCUGCUGGGCUAGCUAGCAACACACCUGUAUCACAAGUUUCUUUCUCUUAAUUGUUUCCUCUCAAGCACUCAUGGCUUCCACUGAUGAGAUACUCCAGGACUUCUCCCCCUUUUUCCGAGUCCUAAAAGGUGGCGAGGUGGAGCGAUUAGUAGGGAACCAUACAGUCCCUGCAUCAGUUGAUCCGGUCACAGGCGUCCGAUCCAAGGAUGUCUUGAUCAAUGCAGAGUGUGGUAUUUCUGCUAGACUUUACGUGCCAAAAUCCGUAAACACUGAUGAGAAACUUCCACUCUUUGUUUAUUUUCACGGAGGUGCUUUUGUUAUUGAAACUGCCUUUUCUCCGCUCUAUCACUGUUUUCUCAACAACCUUGUAGCUGAGGCCAACAUUAUGGUUUUCUCUGUGGAUUACCGCAGAGCCCCUGAAAAUCCACUACCCAUCGCGUACGAGGACUCAUGGUCUGCCAUUGUAUGGGCAGCUUCUCAUUCCUCUGGAAAGGGUCCAGAUGCGUGGCUGAAUAAGUACGCUGAUUUUCAAAGAGUGUUUUUUGGUGGUGACAGCGCGGGGGCUAACAUAGCACAUAACAUGGCCAUGCUUUCAGGGUCAGGAAAUUCAGAUGGUGUGCAAGUUGAAGGGAUUGUUCUGGUGCAUUCAUAUUUUUGGGGGAAGGAAGCCGUGGGGGGUGAACCUCUCGACCCGCGAAGUAGAGCCUUUAUGGAGAAGUUGUGGCUUUUUGUCAAUCCAAGUAGUAGGGGCUUGGAUGACCCUCUGAUUGAUCCAGGUUCAGACCCGAAGAUUUCGAACCUGGGGUGCAAGAGAGUCAUAGUAUUUGUGGCUGAGAAAGAUGGUUUGAGGCAUAGGGGAGUGUAUUACAAAGAAUUGCUGGAAAAGAGUGGGUGGGGAGGAAAAGUUGAAUUUGUGGAAUCAAAAGAUGAGGAUCAUGUAUUUCAUCUGUUUAAUCCCACAAAUCAGAAUGCUGUGUUCAUGGUGAGGUCAAUCGCCUCAUUCAUAAACGAAGGGAAAUCAAAGCAAGUUCGUGUUUAGUGAUUGCAAUAAUUCCCCGCCAAAUAUAUCAAAUAAAUUGUUCAUAUUAUAUGCACAUGAAUAAGCACUUUGAUUAAGUUUGUGUCAUUCUCAUGUUUUAUUUGAGUUCAAGUCUGAAGAUUACAUUCUGAAUUCAGAAUCCUUGGUUCUGUGUUACAAAAUUUGUGGAACCACAAAUAUAGAGAAGUGCAGAGGUUUUGCUUCUUACUUCUGUGAGGUCAUAGGUGAGUAACAGCCACGAAGCUCUCACCGUUCUCAGGGAUCUUAGAACAUAGUUCUAUUUAGUGAUCAACAAUGUUAUAUGUGGGGAUACCAUUUUU
This is a messenger RNA of Daucus carota subsp. sativus, 1515 nucleotides long. Its product is annotated as probable carboxylesterase 12. The transcript has a single exon. The record is from RefSeq and is a predicted model, not a curated record. Lineage: Eukaryota; Viridiplantae; Streptophyta; Magnoliopsida; Apiales; Apiaceae. Bases 227 to 1195 code for a protein of 322 amino acids. Gene Ontology annotation, molecular function: hydrolase activity.